Messenger RNA from Drosophila navojoa, 829 nucleotides. RefSeq names its product arginase (gene arg). The record is from RefSeq and is a predicted model, not a curated record. Gene Ontology annotation, molecular function: arginase activity; manganese ion binding. Gene Ontology annotation, cellular component: cytosol; nucleus; cytoplasm. Lineage: Eukaryota; Metazoa; Arthropoda; Insecta; Diptera; Drosophilidae.
UGAGCUCAGUUGGCAAUUGUCACCGAGCGGACAGCACACACAAUAGAUCGCGAUCAUGUGGUGGAGGCGGCAGCUAGCAUCAGUCAAAUCGCUGGGACGCUGUUUCAGCGCAGCGGCGAGCGGGGAACAAACCCGGCUGGGCAUCAUCGGUGUGCCCUUUGCCAAGGGGCAGGGCAAACAGGGCGUGGAACUGGCGCCCGAUCUGCUGCGAGACAGCAACCUGCGUCAGGUGCUGCAGAACAGCGACGAGCGCCUGCUCAUCACCGAUUAUGGGAAUUUGCACUACGCCGUCGCCGAGACGCUGCUGCAGCAGCAGCGCCAGCAUUAUUACCACAUCCGCAACUAUGCGGACUUUAUGGCCUGCAAUUUGGCGUUGAUCGAGCAGGUGCAGGUGAUGCUGCAGCAGAACGCACAGUUUUUGACAAUUGGCGGCGAUCAUGCCAUCGGCUUCGGUUCCGUGGCGGGUCACUUGCAGCACACGCCGAAUCUCUCGCUGGUCUGGAUCGAUGCGCAUGCGGAUAUCAAUUUGCACAACACCUCGCAGUCGGGCAACAUACAUGGCAUGCCCGUUUCAUUCCUGCUGCGAGAGCUGCGCAACACCUGGCAGCACGCGGCCCUCGACAAAGUGGCGCCCAAUUGUUUGUCGAAGGAUCAAUUGGUCUACAUUGGCCUGAGGGACAUUGACCCCUACGAGGCGUUCAUAUUGAAUAAAUUUGGAAUACGCUACUAUGCCAUGGAUGUAAGUAGAACGGAUGGAUACACACGCAUACAGAGUUUCGGGCCUGCUUUACGUGGCCGUUGUAAAACAUUUUAAAAUUCCGGUUUGUCG